Clarias gariepinus (North African catfish) is the source of this 2222-nucleotide messenger RNA. It is a transcript of the gene prmt1, whose product is annotated as protein arginine methyltransferase 1. The transcript is spliced from 10 exons. The record is from RefSeq and is a predicted model, not a curated record. Gene Ontology annotation, cellular component: nucleus. The coding region runs from base 19 to 1107 and encodes 362 amino acids. Gene Ontology annotation, molecular function: protein-arginine N-methyltransferase activity. Lineage: Eukaryota; Metazoa; Chordata; Actinopteri; Siluriformes; Clariidae.
GGAGGCGGAGCCUGGUUUAUGUUGUGUAGCCGCGCUGAGACUCUCUCAUUCAUCAGCGAAAUGGCGGAGACCGCGGACAGGAUGGAGGUGUCACAGGGAGAGAGCUCGGAGAAGCCUGCUGCUGAGGACAUGACGUCCAAGGAUUACUACUUUGACUCCUACGCUCACUUUGGCAUCCACGAGGAGAUGCUAAAGGAUGAAGUACGCACCCUCACCUACAGAAACUCCAUGUUCCACAACAAGCACCUGUUCAAGGACAAGGUGGUGCUGGACGUGGGCAGCGGUACCGGCAUCCUGUGUAUGUUUGCAGCCAAGGCGGGGGCCAAGAAAGUCAUUGGCAUUGAGUGCAGCAGCAUAUCUGACUAUGCAGUGAAGAUCGUCAAGGCUAACAAGCUGGAUCACAUUGUAACCAUUAUAAAGGGUAAGGUGGAGGAGGUGGAGCUCCCAGUGGAACGUGUAGACAUCAUCAUCUCUGAGUGGAUGGGUUACUGUCUGUUCUACGAGUCCAUGCUCAACACAGUCAUCUACGCCCGGGACAAGUGGCUGAAACCAGACGGACUGAUUUUCCCUGACAGAGCCACGCUCUACAUCACUGCUAUCGAGGAUCGGCAGUACAAGGAUUAUAAAAUCCACUGGUGGGAGAACGUGUAUGGCUUUGACAUGUCCUGCAUUAAGGAGGUGGCCAUUAAGGAGCCGCUGGUGGAUGUGGUGGACCCCAAACAGCUCGUCACCAGCUCCUGUCUCAUCAAGGAGGUGGAUAUCUACACAGUGAAGAUUGAGGACUUGUCCUUCACCUCGCCCUUCUGCAUGCAGGUGAAGAGGAACGACUACAUCCACGCUCUGGUCACCUACUUCAACAUCGAGUUCACGCGCUGCCACAAGAGAACCGGCUUUUCCACCAGUCCGGAGUCUCCCUACACCCACUGGAAGCAGACAGUGUUUUACCUGGAUGAUUAUCUGACCGUGAAGACCGGAGAGGAGAUCUUUGGCACCAUCAGCAUGAAGCCCAACGUCAAGAACAACAGAGACCUGGACUUCACUGUAGACAUCGACUUCAAGGGUCAGCUCUGUGAGAUGUCUAAGACCUCGGAGUACAGGAUGCGCUAAACCUCAAUGUGUGUGUGUGGGGGCUGUCAGGGGGAAAUCAGUGCAUGUUUGGGGUGUGUGUGUCCCUCAUUCCUUUUAGAGUGAGCUCUCGUGCUGAUGGAGAUCACUAAAGGACUUUUACACACCUGGAGUUUCUAUACAAUAACGACGCAGAUGCGUUUUUGUUGUGCAAUAUACACACGCACACACGCAGCAUUUGUUUUAUCUUAUGGGUUUUUCUUUUUUUGUACCAGAAUUUUUCAGCCAGUAACAGGCAUCUAAGCAUAUGUAUACACACACACACACACACGAAACGUGCACUGGCUCCCUCUCGCCUGUACAUAGUGUUCAUGUUCAGCCACUUUAACCUGUUGUGCAGUCAUGGAUCCUGUUGUCAUGGCAACACACCUGUCCCGUUUGAUUUCUAGCGUGUAGUUGGGUAAGAAGGGCCUCCUGUGACGGUUUGGUUGUUCCUCUCCACCUGCGUGUGUCUGUGUGUCUGGGGAAAAUGCAAGUCGAUCAUUGGUGUAUUUUUGAAAUUCCAUUUACUAAUCCACCACCUUUUUUUUUUUUUUUUUUUUUUUUUAUGAAUUCAGGCUGCGGUUCGGAGCCUGAGCCCGGCUCUGUGAUUGGCUGAGUGUUAAAGUGUGCUCACUAGAGGGCGCUUUGAUAACGGUUCACCUGGGUAUUAUUUUCCCAGUCAGUUUUUAUAUCCAGCUUUCUUUUGGGUGCGAGAAAAACCUGAAGGUGCAGAUGUCAUACUAAUAAUGUUUUAGUCCUUUCGCUGUUACAAAACAAACUGUGACGCUUCAGCGGCUGCUUUGAGCACCCGAAUACUGAGCCUGCGUCCUGACGGGGGUCGUACCGCCUCGUGUUGGGGUUUAACUCCUCCUCCUUGUGUGUGUCGAGAAUCGACUGCUUCCUCAAUCAGUGUUGGAGAACCGUAAAUAACUGAACUGGGCUCAGCGUCUGAUAGCGCCUGUUAGUUUUAAUAACUGUAGUGUAAUCACAGGCGUGUGAAAGCAAACCAGUCCUAAGUGUGUUGAGCUUCAGUUUGUAUUCAUCACUGCUCCGGCCUUCAGACGGCCAAACUGUCCAUUAGAACUGUUUUUUUUUUUUUUUCUGCAUUUUUUUUU